AUGGGCUGUGUAUGUUCAAAGUCCAAAGUAAAAAACCCUAAAACCCAAGAAACCGAUUUUUCGCAAGCUCCAUCCCAUCAUUCAUUUCCAAAGUUUGUAAAAGAAGAAACUAUAGAAAUUGCCCGAGGAUGGCGCUAUUUUGCGCCAUCCUCGGGCAAUUCAAAAAACCGGCCCCACACGGGAAUUGAACCCACGUGUGGAGCCAUUUUUGGUAUGUGUAAAACAUCGACUUACACGUACCAAAAAUGGCCCCACACGUGGGUUCGAUUCCCGUGUGGGGCCAUUUUUUGAAUUGCCCGAGGAUGGCGCAAAAUAGCGCCAUCCUCGGGCAAUUUCUAUAAAUACGAAACUCAGCUAAUUCCGUAGCAAUUAUACCAAAAAUUGCGAAAAUUUCCCCAAUCAUCAUAUAAUAUGCCAGUUUGAAAUCCAUCUGACUCAUAUGACUGCCUACAUUUUAUAAUAAUUAAUAUUAGAGAUAUUACAGUAUAAUUGCCUUAUCGCAAUUUCAAUGUGAUUUCUAGCAUAUUUGCUAAUAUUUUCAUAUCUAUUUUUAAACUCUCGCACAUUAAUGCUUAUAUGAGAGAAUUUUGAAAUAAUAUUUAUAAUUUUUUUGCUAGAAACUCUAUUUUUGAUAGAUCAAGGGUCAGUCAUUUAAUCAACAAUCAUGGGAGUAAGUCGCAAAAACAUCAAAAAAAAGGCUCCAGUUGCAGACAAUCGCAGACGAAUUGGCGUUGAAGACGUAGACGCUGCAACUGCCAUCGUCACAGAAAAACCUAAAACUGAUCGUGAAAAAGAAGACAUCCGUGAAGCACUUUCGACACAUUCACUGUUUAAUAACUUGCCAAGAGAAAAUGUGGAAUUGGUGAUUGAUCAGAUGAAACUUUUUGAAAUGGGACCAAGAGAAUUCGUAUAGCUUAUUAGAGUAAAUAUACAGGACUAGAAAUUGGUUAAAAUUUAUUAAAAUUCUUAUUAUAAGGCGCAUUAGCCAGGUAUAUUUGAGCAAGGCCAGCCUGGAAAUAAUUUUUUUAUCAUUGCCCUUGGAAGAGUUGAAAUUAUAGUUAACGAUCAACCCAAAGGUUUUCUCACAAAGGGCAAAUGCUUUGGAGAACUUGCAUUACUGCAUGACUCAGAGAGAACUGCAACUAUAAAAACAGUAGAAAGAGCAAGACUCUGAGGAAUCGGCCGCCAAGCUUUCAGAUCUGCUGUAGAGUCAGUCAACGCUAAAAAAUAUAGUGAAAAUAAGCAAUUUUUGGAAAGCAUCCCUAUGCCUUUUUCAUUAAAUACCCCAUAUUUACGGCAUUUUCCUUUAUUCACUUUAAAAAGCAUAUACUUAAUUUAUUAACUGAAGCUCAAAAAGAAUCAUUACUUGCUGUAAUGGUCCCAAUGGAAUAUUCCCCUGGUCAGAAAAUAGUAACUGAAGGAGAUCCAGGAGAUUUAAUGUAUAUAAUAAAACUUGGAACUGUAAGCUGCACAUAUAAAGGAAAUGAAAUUAGACAGCUAGGUCAUGGCGAGUUCUUUGGAGAGCAAGCUCUUCUCUAUGAUACUGUCAGAACUGCAACAGUUAUAGCGAUUUCUAACUCUACCUUUUAGAGUGUGAAAAAGCAAUAGAAAAAUGCUUAUUUUUGAAAAAAUCAACCGCUUUAAAAGCAAGCAAAAAAUAUGUUUUAAUAUAUCAUCUGUCGCUUUAAUUUCUUAACAGUUUUGAUAAGCCAAAAGAAGAAUUUUCAUGUGAAAUUUUAAAAUUUUCUCCCAUGAAACCCCCUUUUUGGCCUAUUCAGAACCAUAAGAAAAAUAAUGCAAAGCAUUAUAUUUUUUACCAAAUAUUUCAUAUAUAAUUAAUAAUUUUUUAUAGCAAUAUCUCUUGCUAAUUAUAUUUAAACCAAGUCUUUACAUUCUUAAAUAUAAAUUUUAUAAAUUAAAUUAGAUUUUCUUUUAAUUAUGCAAAAUAAUUUAAUAUAAAUUUUGAAAAAAUAAACCACAUUUAAAAUAAUCUUAUCUUAUCUUAUAGAAUUUAUAUCGCUUAACGUCCACUACGGGGUUACAACUCCAGGUUUAUCACUCGCCUUUCGUCGCAUCGGGCCACCAGCCUGCUGGAGACAAACUCGCUUCGAUCGCCAAGGUGCUUCUAGGGCAAAUGUCCACGUCUUCGACGGCUCAUGGAUGAGCUACUUGCUUGUACAUGGGUUGCUUUUCCGAAAAACCCAAAAAAAAAUGGAUUUUUCUGGUCGGCUAUCGGCAAAAAGAAAAAUGCAAAGCCUGGGACGUAACGCCCAGUUUCACGCUAGGGAGUUGCCCGAAUGGUCCAGAGGACUUUGCUGGGCUUCCCCUUUCCAACCUUACACCUUCCUUCCCCACGAGGAAAAAUCCACCCCUGAGAACAGACUAGGGCUAGGCUCUGAAAGCUACCAGAAUUGCUUACCUAGCAUUGCAGUCCAUCUCUGAAAUGGUAAGACCUUGCCGGAUAUAAUUAAAAUAUGAGUCGAGGCUGUAUGGCCGGGAGGCCAUACCCAGACGAAGACGCCAUAUUUUAAUUAUACAUUUAAAAUAAUCAAAAAAUCUUACUAGGAAGUAAAGUAAAAGUUCUAUCUAUUGGUAGAGAAAGCUUACAAAAAGUUCUUGGAGGUGAGCUACAGCAGCUGCUAUACAGAAAUUCACAAAGAAUCGCCCUAAACCAAAGCAAAACGCUAGCAUGCCUCACAUCUGUACAGGUAGAAAACGUCAUAGCCCAUACCCGAAUAAUCUCCUAUUCUGAUUCCCAAGUCGUCAUCCACCAAGGAACCCCAAAAAAAGAAAAAAUUUGAAUCGUUCUUCAAGGUAGGUUAAUCUCUGCAAAUAGUAGUCAAAUUUUCGAAAUUUUUGGCUGUGUAGGUGAUGAUAGUGAAAAAUCUGAAAAUUCUGUGUAUGAUACAGAUUUUAUUACACAAGGGGACACAACAUUGUCAGAAAUCACAUGGAAGGAUUUUGAGGCGUGCAUAGGUGGUCAGCUGGCUUCGAUAUCUAACCAUAAUGAGCUUUUGGGAAUUUUAAAGAGAGUUCAGCUGCUUAGAGCUCUUCCUUAUCAGAAACUAGAAGCCAUUUCUGCUGUUUUAAAGGUAAAAGAAUACCACGACCAAGAGCCUAUUUUUAUGCAGAACGAUGCCGGAGACUCUUUUUAUAUAGUAAAAGAAGGUCGGGUCGACAUAUUUAAAGAUAAUAUCUUUAUAAGGACCAUCAUAAAGCAUGAUUUUUUUGGGGAGCGGUCAAUUAUUCAUAACGAAAACAGAACAGCCACAGUUAUAGCUAAAGGAAACGCCUCAUGCUGGGUGCUGGACAGACAAGCAUUUAUAAACUUGAUUGACGAAGGGAUCAGGAACCAAUUACUGAAAAGAAUUCAGCUGCAGAAUGAUUCAGUGACGCUAAACGACCUCUGCAUUGUCAAAGGGCUAGGAAAAGGAAUGUUUGGUACAGUUUAUCUGUCAGUUAAUAAAAAAACUAAAAUUCCUUAUGCACUAAAAACAGUCCCCAGAAAUAAAAUCCAGGCCUUUGAAAUUUAUGAUAACUUGGUGCUGGAAAGGAAAAUUCUUCUACAGAUUGAUCAUCCAUUGAUCAUGAAAUUGGUAAAAACACUUAAAGACGCAGACAGAAUUUAUUUUCUGAUUGAAUUUGUCAGAGGAAAAGACCUAUUUGAUGUCCUCAGAAUCUUAAAUAUUUUAAGCAAUGACAAUUCACGGUUUUACGCAGGCUGCAUUAUGCUGAUGCUUGAGCAUCUGCAUGAGCGGAAAAUCAUAUACCGAGACCUUAAGCCAGAAAAUAUCAUGGUAGACGAAGACGGUUAUCCUAAAAUGAUUGAUUUUGGCACUGCGAAAUUUGUUAAUAAUAGAACUUAUACGGUUGUUGGCACACCUCAUUAUAUGGCACCUGAAGUAAUUUUGGGCAAAGGCUAUGGACUAACUGCAGACUACUGAACGGUCGGAAUUAUGAUCUACGAAUUUAUGUGUGGAGGAGUCCCAUUCGGCGAAGAAGAAGACGACCCCUACAAGAUCUACGAAAAAGUCCUAGAAAGAAGACUCAUUUAUCCUAACUUUAUCGGAAAAAAUUUCAAAGCUGCCCCUAUAAUUGAGGUUUUGCUGAAUAAAACCCCCGCGAUGAGAGGAACAUAUGAAACAAUUAAGCAGCAUCAGUGGUUUGAAGGGCUAGAUUGAGAUGGGCUGCUCGGCAAACAGAUCCCAGCCCCUCACGUCCCAAAGCUAGAAAGUAUUGACAGUGAGAUUGCUAGAGAACUGCGAAACCCGAAAGACAUUUUUCCAUAUAUGAAACGAGAAGACAGCAAAGAUACCAUUGACGCCAGGAGGCUCCGAAACAAAGCUGCACCUCUUCAUUGGGAUGACGAUUUUUAA
Blepharisma stoltei is the source of this 4376-nucleotide messenger RNA. Lineage: Eukaryota; Ciliophora; Heterotrichea; Heterotrichida; Blepharismidae. The record is from the annotation of a GenBank genome assembly.